AUGGCCUCCUCCAAGCUCCUAACCACCGCCGUGAGCUCCUCCAUCCGGCACUUCUACCGCCUUGCCUCCUCCCCCUCCCACCGCCCUCCUCCCGUCGCCUCCCGGUGCCAUUCCUCUCUUCUUGCUUCUGCACCGCCGCCGCCACAACAUCCGCCCCCGCACCGGUGGAUGCCGCCUACUCCACCGUCGUCGCCGCCACAACAGCCAUCCCCGUGCCCGUGGACGCCGCCUGCUCCGCCGUCACACGCGGUCUCAGCAUCACUCAGUUUUCCUCUAUCCAUCCAUUCCCCUCUCUGCCUGCCUCCAUGCUCACCUGAGCAAUCCCGUACACCCCCAGCCGCCAUGGCCUCCUCCAAGCUCCUGACCACCGCCGUGAGCUCCUCCAUCCGUCGCUUCUACCGCCUCGCCUCCUCCCCCCUCCUGCCGCCGCCCGCCUCCCGCCGCCUCCCGGUGCCACUCCUCUCCGCGCGCUUCUGCUCCGCCGCCGCCGCCGCCGCCGCCACCGCGCCGGUGGAAGCCGCUUACUCGGCCCUCGCCGCCGCCACAGCAGCCGCCCCCGCGCCGGUGGACGCCGCCUCCUCCGCCGUCGCCGCGGUCUCCGAGGGCCACCCGUGGCCGGAGUGGGCCGACUUCCUCGAGAAGCUGCGGGCCAAGGGGUACUUCGUGCGGCCCCCUCUCGCCUCCGGCGCCCCCGUGGGCGAAGAGGUGGCCGCGGAUGCCGUGGCCAAGCCCGACUACCCCUUCAGGGACCAGAACAGGGUGAAGAACGCGUGCCUCAAGUUCGCGCGCGAGCGCUUUGAUCUUCUCAGCUCUCUUCCCAAGAAGGAUAUUCAAGCUAUUGUCGAGUGUGGCUGUCCUAAUAUCUUCCGAAAGGCUGUCAGUUCUGCAAAAAGGCUGAGAGAAUUUGUGCAGGUUGACGAAGGAGAUGCAUGCAGUGUUUGCAAAUUGCGUGGGUCUUGUGAUAAGGCUUAUGUCAUUCCAAAAGCUGAGGAAGCAGCUCGUACCGUUGAUGUUGUGCGCAUACUGCUAACUUAUGCAAUAGAUCCAGCCAACCUAUCUGGAGAAAAUUCUGUUGGUGGGGGUGUGCAAGAAUCUGCAAGGAAGCUUCUCUCAGAUCUGACUAUGCUUUGUGACACAACAAUUGAUCCAUCUCUUCCUAAACCUGUAAUUCACACUUAUAGCAAGCAGGAUUCAUCAACCAAACCUGACAAGGGCAAACAAUCAUCUAGGGUAUCAGCUGGAAAGGGUAGAGAAACAGCUGUGACUGAAAUGAAGAAGGGUGACUGGCUUUGCCCGAACUGCAACUUCUUAAAUUUUGCUCGAAAUCGUCAGUGUCUCGAAUGCAAAGUUGAUGGACCAAAGAAGAUAGAAGCAGCCAUCAGUGAAAUGAAAAUGGGAGAUUGGAUUUGUCCAGGAUGCGCUUUUAUGAACUUCUCUCGCAACAAGAUGUGUUUUAAAUGUGAAGGGCAACGGCCAAAAAGGCAGCUUAACCCUGGAGAGUGGGAAUGCCCCUCAUGUGAUUUUGUUAACUUCCGACGGAACCAGGAGUGCAAAAAGUGCAGCCACGACCGCCCCGAAGACGAUACCCAGGAUAAUAAGCUCGGAUACGAUGUGUGGAGAAACACCAAGGGAGCUAACAAGGAUAGAAGCUUUGACUCUGUUCGCCAGGAAGACGACGACGGCGAUGAAGAGGGGUUGCCAUACAAGGGGGAGGAGCGCAGGCAUGUAGCGAGCAGAAGGGCGUCACCAGCCCGGAGGGAGUUCGCGGGCAAGAGUAGUAACCAUGGCGACGAAGACGAUGCCUUGCCAUACAAGGAGGGAGACAGGCGUGUGUCGAGCAGAAGGGCCUCACCAGCCCGGAAGGGACACGCGAAGAAUGACGGUGAUGAUGAGGAUGUCGAAUUGGAUGUCUCGCCCUAUGAUGGGGCGCGCAAGCAUGGAUCGAGCAGAAGGGCGGCGCCAGGCCGGAGGGGAUUCACCAAGGAUGAAGACGACGUGUUGCCGUAUGAAGGGGCGCGCAAGCAUGUGGUAAGCAGAAGGGCAACCCCAUCCCGGAGGAGAUUCACUGCUGCUAGAGGAGAAUAGGCAGUAGCUAUACUACACCAUUGAUGCCUUUUCUUGUAGCAGAUGUGAUACCAUAUUGCGCAUAUUUUAGCUGAGCACAAGUCACGAAAUAAUAGCGAUUUUGGCAAAUUACUUGCAUUUUUGGAAAUUAGAAACGACAUUGACAGCCUCAUGCAUGCACUUCUGAUGUGUGACAUAAUCUGAGUAGUUAAAAACAGCUGUUUCUUGGCGAGGUGUA
This is a messenger RNA of Triticum dicoccoides, 2302 nucleotides long. RefSeq names its product zinc finger protein VAR3, chloroplastic-like. Gene Ontology annotation, molecular function: mRNA binding. The transcript has 7 exons. Gene Ontology annotation, cellular component: cytoplasm. The record is from RefSeq and is a predicted model, not a curated record. The coding region runs from base 1 to 2085 and encodes 694 amino acids. NCBI's taxonomy places the organism in Eukaryota, Viridiplantae, Streptophyta, Magnoliopsida, Poales, Poaceae.